UGUUAUGGUUUUCCCGUAAGUUAUAUUUACCGGGCACAUUGGCGCGAUGUAAAGUGAAAGUCAGAGCUGAACGAAUUUAAAAACAAAGUCUCACGUCGCUCCCGCAAUGUCGGACAGUGACAGUAGUGAUGAGAACACACCAGUGAAGAAAACAAACCCAAACAGGCGUCCCCGGGGACUUGCCAGCAGACUUAAAUUGCAAAACUCAGAAAUUCCCAGUGACUUGACUGCUCAAGAGACAGCUAUAUAUUCCACCCAAGUGAACAAAUGUUUCAGCUCCAAAUCGGGUUCAAUUCCACUAAAUCAUGAAUUAAUCACAAAUCAAGUCUCAAAUGGUUCAGAUGUAGAAGAAGAGACAGGUUCAAUUUUGUCCUGUAAACAAAGAAAGAUAUCUACAAGGCAGACACGACAUGUGGAUGAUGACCUCUUUAUUCUUGAUGAAGAUGAUCUGAUAUGCACUUCCCCUAGCACAACAACCCCUGUUGUACCGUUGAAAUCACCCUCGCCUCCACCAGGACCCCCAUCACCCCCAAGGGCCAUGGUACAUGCAGAACAAGCCAGAAGAAAACCAAGGAUGACUAAGGCUGUGAAAGAAGCCCUGUGCAACCUGUCACAAACAAAGACGCAGCUCCAUGUGAACCGUUCCACGGAGAGUGAGCUUAACACCAGUGAUGUUACGAUCUGUACAGACACAGAGGAUGAUGUACUGAUGCUCAAGGUCAAACAUGGGACAGACACAUAUAGACUCCCUGUCAUGGAGAAUGAUUUCUUCAAACAAAUAUUGACAAACUUAUCACAAAGACUUGAGGUAGCUGAGAGCCAGAUUUUAUUAAUACAUAAUGAUGUGACAAUCUCUCCUGGAGACACACCUAGAAGUCUGGGGUUAACGACAGCAGACAUUAUAGACUGUCACAUCAACAGAGAAGAGUGGACGGCACCUGCGACAGACUUCAAUGACAGUCUGGACGACAUUAACCGUAUCACACUUUAUAUACAGAUCAGAAACGACCGCCACAAAAUGGAGUUCAAGCUGGACAAGACAUCACCUUUGGAUGGGCUGAUUCAUCAAUAUGCAACAAAAACCGGCAAAGAUCCUUCAAAUUUAAGACUUAUGUUUGAUGGUGAAAGUGUUGACUUAAGAGACUCAGCAGAUAACUUAGAAAUAGAGGACGGCUACACGUUAGAUCUGAUCCAAGUGAUGUGAUAUUAAAUGAGUCAAAAAGACAUUUUCUUGAAGCUAUAGACUAAUACAGGGACACCCAGGAUUGCCUCAUUCGUGUUAUAACUUCUCAAACAGCCACCGUGACUACCUCAGCUGAACAGACAGCUUAUUGAAGGCUCAUUGUUUUCAUCCUGUAACAAUGUGUUACUCCAUUGUUGACAAUUUGUGAAGGAGUGUUCAAUCUAAAUGGUGCCUGUGGUUGUGUAAAAGGAGUGGUUUUCACAGAGGAAACCGUACCCAUGACUGAUCAUGGGCUCUUUGGGUCUUGAAUUUGAAUGGUGGAAGUUUGGCAAAUGAACAUACAAAGUUAUAUGAAAUCAGCUGAUUUGAUAAAAAAAACUAGUAACAAGUGUAUACUUAUCUUAUGUGUAUAAAGGGGUAUAUUACAAUGUGUUCACACUACUGUAAACUUUCCGCUACAUAUUCUAUGAACACUACUCCGGCAGCAUGGCAAAAUACCUGACCUAUUGUGUUACUACUGAGUUGUCCCUGUAAAUAAUCUUACAUUCUACUUCUUCAGCCACACUAGACUGCCAAAAACAUUGACAUUCAUAUUUAAUUUAGAGAUCUUGUUCCAAAAAAUAUUACUACCUGCUACGAAAGAGGACAGUUUUAAUCUGAAGUCUUUACUUCUGACUGACAAUAUACCAUAACUCACAUUUAUCGUAUAUACCAAACAUGGUAUAAUUAAUGACAGUUGUCAGUCCCUAUGCACAAAUUACUUUCACUGCUAUUUGUUACUAAUGAAUUACCAAUGUAAAUAUUGUGGCACGGUAAGAUCUUUGUCACUUUUACUAUACAUACAUUGUACAUGUAUUGCUAACAUUACCAUCUACAGAAAAUGUUGUGGCACGGUAAGAUCUUUGUCACUUUUACUAUACAUACAUUGUACAUGUAUUGCUAACGUUACCAUCUACAGAAAAUGUUGUGGUACGGUAAGAUCUUUGUCACUUUUACUAUAUACAUUGUACAUGUAUUACUAACGUUACCAUCUACAGAAAAUGUUGUGGCACGUUUAGAGUUUUGUGCCCAAUGAAGGGAUGUGAUGUCUAUGCGACUAGA
Molecule: messenger RNA, 2284 nt
Organism: Mizuhopecten yessoensis (Yesso scallop)
Lineage: Eukaryota; Metazoa; Mollusca; Bivalvia; Pectinida; Pectinidae
Product: NFATC2-interacting protein-like
Exons: 8
Coding region: 107-1204 (365 amino acids)
Biological process (GO): positive regulation of transcription by RNA polymerase II; cytokine production
Molecular function (GO): protein binding
Source: RefSeq, a predicted model, not a curated record